Meloidogyne enterolobii is the source of this 437-nucleotide messenger RNA. Lineage: Eukaryota; Metazoa; Nematoda; Chromadorea; Rhabditida; Meloidogynidae. The record is from the annotation of a GenBank genome assembly.
AUGAGUCGUAGUAUAGAUAUUUUUAUUAUUUUAUUUAUUACAUUAAUUAUUGGAAUAUGCACGGAGGCAAAAAUCCGUAAACAAUUUGUUGACUCUCCGCAGGAACCACAGGCUAAAUCGGUUGAUGUAAAUUUACAUGGCACUGAACAAAUCAAAAUUCAAAAGCCAAAAAGUUUGAAAGCAAUGGUAGAUUAUGGACUUUGCAAACAAGAAUGUAAACGAAAACGAGACCAAGAAUCUACUGGACAGUAUGCGCAAUGGCUUAGGGAGGAGCUUAAAUUUGCUGAAGAACAAUUACGAACUCAAGAAAAUCAACAACUUUGAGGCGCAAUAUAUAAAUUUGAGUUAUAUAUCUAGAAAAUUGCAAAUUUAAUUUUAAAUUCAAUUCUUUAUCAAAGAUAAAAUUUUGACUAAAUGUACAUAUAUUAAAUAGUUCG